This is a messenger RNA of Balearica regulorum gibbericeps (East African grey crowned-crane), 334 nucleotides long. The record is from RefSeq and is a predicted model, not a curated record. Lineage: Eukaryota; Metazoa; Chordata; Aves; Gruiformes; Gruidae.
UGCGACCUCAAGUACACGGAGGGCGUCCAGUCCCUCAACUGGACCAAGAUCAUGAAGACCAUCGUGGACGACCCCGAGGGUUUCUUCGAGCAAGGAGGGUGGUCCUUCCUGGAGCCCGAAGGCGAGGGCAGUGACGCCGAGGUGGCCGAGUCCGAGUCGGAGAUGGAGGACGAGACCUUCAACCCCUCGGAGGAGGAUUACGAGGAGGAGGAGGAGGACAGCGACGAAGAUUACUCCUCCGAGGCCGAGGAGUCGGAAUACUCCAAGGAGUCCCUGGGCAGCGAGGAAGAAAGCGGCAAAGACUGGGACGAGCUGGAAGAAGAAGCUCGAAAAG